Hypoxylon fragiforme is the source of this 1119-nucleotide messenger RNA. RefSeq lists its product as uncharacterized. NCBI's taxonomy places the organism in Eukaryota, Fungi, Ascomycota, Sordariomycetes, Xylariales, Hypoxylaceae. The record is from RefSeq and is a predicted model, not a curated record. The transcript is spliced from 2 exons. The coding region runs from base 1 to 1119 and encodes 372 amino acids.
AUGAGCACAAACAGCAGCCACCCAGUUGCCCAGCUGGGCCUCACCUGUCCAGAUGGGGGAAACUUCCACAUCUGCAGCAACAGUGAGAUUCGCUUCGUUGGCUGUUGCGAUACCGACCCUUGUGCUGACGGCUCCGGAUCAUGCCCAAGCUCCAAUCUCCGGCGCGCAGCUUUCGACGUAGCGCACUACAGCGAGAUCCCCAGCCAGGCUUGCGCGAAUGGAACGAGUAACCAAGAAGCGCACUGGUAUACGUGCACCGCGGGCCCCUUCAUGGGUUGCUGUGCUCAGAAUCCAUGCAACAACGGUGGAAAGUGCGCUGCGAGCAGCUUGAUCCCAGCAAGGCUAUCUGACAACGGUGACAGUGCCGCGGUGUUUCUGGCUCAGCCGGAGACGGAGACCGCUCAGACCACGCAGACUCCUGAACCUACAGCCGAUCCUACAAGUGCAUUUGCAAGUCCAUCUGCAACUCAGACAGGCCAAGAGCCAGGUCUGCCACCACCAGGAGUAGAGGAAAAUAGAGCACCAGUUUCACAAAUCGUAGGUGGUACGGUUGGAGGUGCCGCGGCGGCGAUCCUAAUUGCCUGCUUCCUGUUCCUUUAUAUCCGACGACGACGUGCAGCGGCACUUGAUGGAGAUGGUGAUAGUGAAAGUGUAAAACCGCCAACGAUGACUAACGAGCGAGUAUCCGCGACACGACCACCGUGGAGUCCAUACAAAGAUACGUCCGCAAAUAGUCCCAACCCAACACAAGGCACGACAUCGCCAGUAAUGCAGAGCCCCUUAAUCGCAAACGACGGGAGGAUCUCGGCAGUAUCCCAUCCAAGCAGCCAGGGCCCGGCAUGGGAUAGCCAGCACGGCUCCUAUGUAAUGACAGGGUCUUCUCCCGAACCGAGUAACUACUGGACAGGUAGUCCACGCCCGCUUUCACCGCACCAGUCAUACCAACAACCGCCGUAUGGAGAAGUAAAGCCGUACAUCCAACAACCUCUCAAAUACCAACAGAUGGAGGGUCCAGGUGCUGUUUCAGAGCUUGAAGGAUCUGUGGUACAACACUACCAUGAGUUGGACUCCGGAGCGGGAGCCCAAGUGCCUCAGAGCCCACGUUCCGAGACGAAAUAA